Messenger RNA from Diaporthe batatas, 3454 nucleotides. RefSeq names its product mismatch repair ATPase MSH1. NCBI's taxonomy places the organism in Eukaryota, Fungi, Ascomycota, Sordariomycetes, Diaporthales, Diaporthaceae. Gene Ontology annotation, cellular component: nucleus. The transcript is spliced from 2 exons. Gene Ontology annotation, biological process: mismatch repair. The record is from RefSeq and is a predicted model, not a curated record. Gene Ontology annotation, molecular function: ATP-dependent DNA damage sensor activity; ATP binding; mismatched DNA binding. The coding region runs from base 176 to 3298 and encodes 1040 amino acids.
CAACACCACAGAAGUCAGUCCACUUUCGACUGCCACCCUCACGCCAGCGGGCUCGUCCAUUGCCACUGAUUUCACGCCUCCGCCCAUGUCAGUCACAAUUACCAAGCAUAUUCGAUCUGUACUGGAGAUGGGCACGUGAAGGACGUUCAGAAGCGACAAUCAGCACGGAGUAUUGAUGCUGCCCUCACUCCUAGGUCCGGCCGCUCGCUCGUCGAGGGCAACAUUCCACAAACGGAGAUUUCACUCUCACCUAUUGGGAACAUGGGCAGCUCCGACGGUUACCUUACGAUGCAGGCUCAGCAGUCGAUGCCAUGGCAUCCCGACUCGGGCGCAUGUACAACCGCGUGAUUUCCCCCACACCCACACCCACAUUCAAAUCCGGGGCAAGAGGACCAGGACUGUUGUCAGCCUCGAUGAUCUUCCCCAGGGGCUCGUCCGCGCAGACUCCCUGCCUGCCAGCCCUGCCGACGAGCAGGCGGCCCCGGCUGCUCCCUCAUACCCGACCGUGGUGUUACAGGCGCGCCGCAACAUGCAGAAGUUUGACAACUGCGUCCUAUUGACACGUGUCGGUGGGUUCUACGAGCUGUACUUUGAACACGCGGACGAAUACGGCCCGCUCUUGAACCUCAAGGUCGCCCAGAAGAAGACGGCUGCCGGGCCCGUGCCAAUGGCCGGAUUCCCUUUCUUCCAGCUAGACCGUUUCCUCAAGAUCUUGGUUCAAGACUUGAAUCGAUAUGUGGCCGUUGCCGAGGAGUUCCCAAAUGCCGCCCCAGACCAGGCAAAGUCGGGUGGUUUGAUGCACGACCGUAAGGUUGCCCGCAUCAUCACCCCUGGCACUCUCAUCGACGAGCAGUUCAUGGAUCCCUAUGCCAACAACUAUGUCAUGGCAAUUCACCUGUCUGGGAAUAAUCUUCCGCAGCCUUCGGCAUCUGCGGCUCUUGAAACACUGUCACUCGAUGGCGGCCGAGGAGUUGCGUCUGCUGAUGCUGCCGCGAGCGCCCCAAUCGGGCUGGCGUGGUUGGACCUGUCGACAGGCCAUUUCUUCACGGAGGCCACCACGAUGACCUUGCUAGGAUCCAUGCUCUCGCGCAUCUGCCCGAGGGAAGUCGUGUUGGAUGAUGCUCUCCAAUCACGCACUGGUCAUGCUAUUUUCUCAAUUCUCGCCGAGGAGAGACAGCUCGUAACAUAUGCUCCCGGGGGCGAGCUGAUGACUAUCUCUGACUGGGCACCAAUGCUUGAGUCUGACAUACCACCCCACACUCUGCAGUCGUUCACAGAUAGUGAGAUCAGAGCGGGCAGCUUAUUACUGCACUAUGUCAAGGAUCGCCUGCAGGGCAUUAGCAUGAAGCUCCAGCCCCCGCUACGUCACGAGACCGUGCAGGUGAUGAACAUUGAUAGGAAUAGCAUGCGGUCCCUUGAGAUCAAGCAGACCAUGCGUGACGGCACAUUCCGGGGCAGCCUGCUUCAUGCCAUCAGACGUACAGUCACAAAGAGCGGUGCCAGGCUUCUUAAUGAGUGGCUCAGCGCCCCUUCGACGUCCUUGGAUGUUAUCAGAUUCCGUCAGGAUCUUGUAGCUUGUUUUAUUGCCGACGAGACGCUACGCGAAGGUAUCACCCUACUGUUACGAAGAAGCCAUGACUCCCAGAGGCUUGUCCAGAAAUUUGCGCUCGGUCGGGGAGAUGCCGAUGAUCUCCUUGACCUCGCGAGCACAAUUAAAGCUACGGAAGACAUUGUCUCUAUGCUCCUGGGAACUGUUUCUGCUACUGAUGUUGAAUCGGCCGCAGCGAAAGAAUCUUUAAAACAAAUGACAGACCGCAUCGACCUUGAAACCCCCCGCAAGCUAGCCCGCCGGAUUCGCGAGGCGAUCGACGAAGAGGGCAUCGUGCAGCAGCAUCAGAUUGAAGAUAGCGAGGCUGGGAACAUGAUCGCACUGGCUCAGGAAAUUGUAGAAAAUGAAGGCUCGGCCGAGGACUCGUCACUGCUCCCAAAAUCGGCUAAAAGGCGCAAGCCGGUUUCACUUCAGAAUUACUACGGCGAGGACAACGAGGUCUGGAUUAUGAAGCCAAACGCCAGCAGACACCUCAAGAAACUUCACUCCGAACUCGACGCCCUCCUUGACGAAAAGGAACGUCUUACGACAAGCUUGCGCGAACGGCUCAGCGCACAAUCGCUGACACUGAAGUGGACUCCUGGCCUUGGCCACAUCUGUCAUAUCAAGGGGAAGAAGGACCUGACAUCGGCGUCGUCUGCCAUCGCCGACAUCCCCGGGCUGCUGGGCCGGCAGACGCAGUCAUCGCGCUCCUUCCACCUGCCCGAGUGGACCGAGCUCGGCCGGCGGCUGGACCAAGCGCGGUUCCAGAUCCGCGCCGAGGAGCAGCGCGUUUUCCAGGGCCUUAGGCAGCAAGCGGUACUCAAUAUUGUCAGGCUGCGCGGAAACGCGCGCGUGCUGGAUGAGCUGGACAUCGCAACGUCGUUUGCGCGCCUGGCGACGGAGCAGAACCUCGUCCGCCCGGUGCUGAACAAUGGCACGGGGCACGUUAUCGUUGGUGGCAGGCACCCCACCGUUGAGGGCGGGCUGCGGGAGGCAGGCAGAACAUUCGAGAGCAAUGACUGCUUCGUCGGGGCCGGUGGCGGCAGGGGCACCACCGGCCACCACGGCCGGGUCUGGCUCAUCACCGGGCCAAACAUGGCUGGCAAAUCGACGUUCCUCCGCCAGAACGCGCUCAUCACGGUCCUCGCGCAAAUAGGCUGCUAUGUGCCAGCCUCGUACGCCGAGAUUGGCAUCGUGGACGCCAUGUUCAGCCGCGUGGGGUCGGCAGACAACCUCUACGGGGACCAGAGCACCUUCAUGGUAGAGAUGCUCGAGACGGCGACCAUACUCCGGCAGGCCACGCCGCGUUCCUUCGUCAUCAUGGACGAGAUCGGCAGGGGCACGACACCCGAGGACGGUUGCGCGGUGGCCUUUGCGUGUCUCCACCACCUCGUACAUACCAAUAAGUGCAGGACGCUGUUCGCGACGCACUUCCACGGCGUUGCGGACUUGGUGGCUGACCAUGCGAUGCGGGUCGAGGACGGAGGGGACGCGGGCGCGGUGGAGAUGUACUGCACGGAUGUGGCUGAGGAUGAACAUGGAGGGUUCGUCUACGUUCACAAGCUACGCAAGGGCCUCAACCGCCAGAGUCAUGCGCUCAAGGUCGCGCGACUAGCGGGUCUGCCCGAGGCGGCUCUACACACGGCUAGGGCAAUACUCGUACCCCAGCAGGGGAGGGUGGUGAGUGAGAGGAUUACAGGAAUAUGAGCGCACACAUGUCUGGCCAGAGCUAAAGUUCAGAGCCGACGGGAGAGGUCAAGACUUUUACAUCCAGUCGAACAUGAAAAACCACCUGUACAUCUUUGAUUUUGUUAGUAAAGAUACCCCGAUUGAGAGAACAAAUAGAUAUCUUGUACAAAAAAA